GCGCAGUUUGCAAAAUCCCUUUUCACACACGUGAUGCUUGUUGCUUAGCAUUACAUUAGAGGUUAGCCACUUAGCACGUAAUACAUUUGUUUAAGCGAAUGUACUCAUACAGUAUUAUGUCGCCGUUAUAAACUUUUAACAUCCGUUAUUUGGAUUUUUAUCUCGGAGUAACUUGUUCGGGGUUUCACUGAACGAUGUGGCAGCGGGGGCGUGGCCGAGCGGCGGUCUGUGAAUGGAGGGCGGAGUCAGGGAAGAUAGGCAUGGCGAAUUUGUCCAAUUAUGCCGUGCGCAUGGCUCGCCUCAGUGCCCGUAUCUUUGGUGAAGUGGUGCGGCCUACAGACUCCAAAUCCAUGAAGGUGGUGCACCUGUUCAAAGAGCCUCCUAUGGCACAGAAGAAAGAGGUGUAUGACUGGUACCCUCAGCACAAGAUCUACUAUUCCUUAACCCAGAAACUCCGAUACAUGGGGCUCUUCAGAGAUGAGCACCAGGACUUUAAAGAGGAGAUGCGGCGUCUCAGGAAGCUGCGUGGAAAAGGAAAGCCCAAAAAAGGAGAAGGAAAGAGAGCAAUGAAGAAAAAGUAGGCAAGAAGAUACUGCGCUUAUCUCGGAGGACUUUCAUUUGUUUGGGUUUAGAGACUAUCCCAUUCUGCUGCUAUAGAGAACGCAAAGAUGUGACUCCUCAGCAGGGAGUGGAGAAAAUGCAAGUUAUCUGCUUGAGUGUUACUCAUUUUGUUGUGGAUUAAAAUGUUCACUUUGA
Neoarius graeffei (lesser salmon catfish) is the source of this 756-nucleotide messenger RNA. It is a transcript of the gene mrps33, whose product is annotated as mitochondrial ribosomal protein S33. Gene Ontology annotation, cellular component: mitochondrion. Lineage: Eukaryota; Metazoa; Chordata; Actinopteri; Siluriformes; Ariidae. The transcript is spliced from 4 exons. The record is from RefSeq and is a predicted model, not a curated record. Bases 195 to 581 code for a protein of 128 amino acids.